This is a messenger RNA of Herpailurus yagouaroundi (jaguarundi), 3913 nucleotides long. RefSeq names its product tripartite motif containing 50 (gene TRIM50). The record is from RefSeq and is a predicted model, not a curated record. Gene Ontology annotation, molecular function: zinc ion binding; protein binding. The transcript is spliced from 8 exons. Lineage: Eukaryota; Metazoa; Chordata; Mammalia; Carnivora; Felidae. The coding region runs from base 2064 to 3527 and encodes 487 amino acids.
UCCCAUAAAGGGGGGCCGCGCAGGCCACUCGCUGUGGCUGAGGUGGGCCACAGUUUCUCUGGGGCCGCCUGGCUCGCUUGGGGAAGCAUGCGGCGGGUUAUGUCGCCACCUAUCGCCUGGUUUGCUCCGCAGAAGUCAGCCAGGGCCUUCCUUCGGGCUUGGCUUGAGAGGGGAAAGAACUCAAGCCCUCCUUCUGAGGACGGCACCGGCCCUGGGCGGAGACAGAGCGGGAGAGGUUCUUGACAACCCGGUGGAAAGUUGGAACCAGGUCCUCGCCCGGCUCCGGCCGCACGGCCUGGGGCAAGCGGUUCCUCCCCUGGGCCUCGGCCACCUUCUCUCCGAUGACGACGACGCCCAGGGCCGCGGGUGCUGGCAGGGCUGGAGCGGGGAGAGCAAGGCUCCCCGAGCUGGGAAAGUGCGGAGGGAGCCCCGUGGAAGAGGCGGGCCGAUCCCGGUUAGUUUCGGAACCUCCCUAAGCCACUUUCCUCCUUCCUUGGCGAGUUCACCUCCCAGAGCCGCGGCAGGAAUGAACGGAAGCCAGGCCGCGAGGGUCCCGUCAUUACCCUGCCACCACACUGCCCGCCGGGCCCGCGGGGAGGCUGACUUCGUAACGCCGCCCGACGCGCACCUCUCGCGAGAACGCAAAGACCAAGCCGCACACGCGGCCCGUCAACCCGGCUGUCCGCGAGAGGACACGGGGACGACGGAGAGGAAACAGGGGGGGCCCUGCACGGGCCGGUGGUGGCGUGCCUUGACCGCGGGGCGUAAUUACGUCUAUUGUCUGCACCAGAACUUACAGAGGAGCCUAAACCGCCAAACCCACGUGAGGGAAAGAGUGGUUUCCCGAGCGCCAACUGCGUGACGCGGCCGGACGAGGCCGGUGCCACCUGGGAGGCACCUUAGUUGCCUCGUGCUGGCCUCCCGAGGAGCCCUCUCCGAAGUUUCUUUGGAGAUCAGCCACAUACGAGCUGGUUUCCUUGUCCUUCGGGGGCCACACGUCCCCCUGGCAGAAAGAGAAGACCCCAGUGUCCCGCUCGCACGCGCACGGGGACGCCCACCACGUUCCUACAGUCCCAGCUCCGUCCUUGCCGCCGGCUGGCACCGCAGCCCGUUCCCUCAGCAUUGGACCACACCGGCCACACACGGACACAUCGCAGACCAUACAGAAGCCCUCAGAACACAACAUGGAGCCCCCUGUCUUUGCCAGAAGGGCCACUGGGAAGUCUGAAGUGCUUCCAGUUCGUAUUCACACACGUAUAUUCAAACUGCCGUGUGUCGUUCUCCAGGGUCCGUCUUGGUCGAAGCCACAAAGUGUCCCCAGGACAGCGGCACUGGGAGCUCUCUCGCCACUCCCCUUCAAAGGACUCCCGGUUGCUUCCAGUUUUGCCACGGCCCCAACCAGUGGCACAGGAGCCGCGCCUUUAGUCUGCAAGCGUAAGUGGUCUCAAAGGACAGAGGAUUUAUUACAAGUGGGACCUGCCGGGUUGAAGAGUGUGUAUUCUAACUCGUCGUGCUUCCAAACGGUCUUCCCAAGAGGCUUCAGCCCAGAGUGACCUUCCUGAAACACCCACCUGGGACCACUCCUCUGCUAAAGCUUUCGGCGAGUAUCCCGAAAGGAAAAGCUGGGGAAAGAAGCCGAGAGGGGAGCGGGCGGUGAUGGGGCGGCUCCCACCGCUCGAGGGUGCUGUGUGCACCACACACGUGCGUACGUGUGUGUGCACGCUGUGGGGGGUGCAGGCAAGGCUGGGGACAGGAGUUAAGCAGGAAGAACUGAGGGAGAGGAGGCCGGUGAAGACUGAGGAGUGAAGACACCAGAGUGGCACUUAAGACAGCGGGGCUGUGCGGCCACCCCGGAGGCCAAAGAGGAGAGCGCAGGUAUAAAGCAGAAAACACUUGAUGACCGGUACUUUCACAUCUCCUGCUGGGUGGCAGAUGACGGUACCUAGCACGGAAGCAUCGGGUGUCACCAGCUCUCCAGCACCCUCUCGGAUGACAUCCUUCAACACGCCCCGGUCCCCGGAAAUGUCGCGCAUCCUCCGACUUAACCUCUGCUGGCACCGUGGAUGGCGUGGCAGGUGAGCGUGCCCGAGCUGGAGGACCGCCUUCAGUGCCCCAUCUGCCUGGAGGUCUUCAAGGAGCCCAUGAUGCUGCAGUGCGGCCACUCCUACUGCAAGGGCUGCCUGGUGAACCUGUCCCACCACCUGGACUCGGAGCUCCGCUGCCCAGUGUGCCGGCAGGAGGUGGAUAGCAGCAGCUCCCCACCCAACGUCUCUCUGGCACGGGUGAUCGAAGCUCUACAGCUCCCCGGGGACCCGGAGCCCAAGGUCUGCCAGCACCACCGGAACCCGCUCAGCCUCUUCUGUGAGAGGGACCAGGAGCUCAUCUGCGGCCUCUGUGGCCUGCUGGGCUCCCACCAGCACCACCGCGUCACGCCUGUCUCCACCGUCUACAGCCGCAUGAAGGAGGAGCUAGCGGCUCUCAUCUCUGACCUGAAGCAGGAGCAGAAGAAGGUGGAUGAGCAUAUUGCCAAGCUGGUGAACAACAGGACCCGGAUUGUCAAUGAAUCUGACGUCUUCAGCUGGGUGAUCCGUCGCGAGUUCCAGGAGCUGCACCACCUGGUGGAUGAGGAGAAGGCCCGUUGCCUGGAGGGGUUGGAGGGUCAUACCCGUGGCCUUGUGGCCUCCCUGGACAUGCAGCUGGAGCAGGCCAAGGGCACUCAGGAGCGGCUGGGCCAGGCUGAACGUGUGCUCGAGCAGUUCAGUAAUGAGAGUCACUAUGAGUUCAUCCGGAAGUAUCACUCCACGGCCUCCAGAGCAGAGCUCCAGCAGGCCCGGCCUCUGGAAGGCGCCUUCAGCCCCAUGUCCUUCAAGCCGGGCCUCCACCAGGCUGACAUCAAGCUGACUGUGUGGAAAAGGCUCUUCCGAAAAGUUCUGCCGGCCCCGGAGUCCCUCAAGCUGGACCCCGCCACCGCCCACCCACUCCUGGAACUCUCCAAGGGCAACACGGUGGUGCAGUGUGGGCUCCUGGCCCAGCGGCGAGCCAGCCAGCCAGAGCGCUUUGACUACAGUACUUGCGUCCUGGCCAGCCGGGGCUUCUCCUGCGGCCGUCACUACUGGGAGGUGGUGGUGGGCAGCAAGAGCGACUGGCGCCUGGGGGUCAUCAAGGGCACGGCCAGUCGCAAGGGCAGGCUGAGCAAGUCCCCGGAGAAUGGCGUGUGGCUCAUUGGCCUGAAGGAGGGCCGGGUGUACGAGGCCUUCGGCUGCCCUCGGGUGCCCCUGCCUGUGGCCGGCCACCCCCACCGCAUCGGCGUCUACUUGCACUACGAGCGUGGCGAGCUCACCUUCUUUGAUGCUGACCGGCCCGAUGACCUGCGGCCGCUCUACACGUUCCAGGCUGACUUCCAGGGCAAGCUCUACCCCAUCCUGGACACAUGCUGGCACGAGAAGGGCGGCAACGCGCUGCCCCUGGUGCUGCCCCCGCCCAGCGGGCCUGCCCAUCUCACCCCCACGCAGCCCACCAAGCUGUAGGGCUGCCGGUCGGUCUGCCUGCCCGCGGGCUCUUCCCAGCUGGGGCUCUGCUGGGUCCAGUGUGCAGAGAUGAUGUUCUUUACCGUGUGGGAAGGUCUUCACGCCUGUGUGUUCCUAGAAACGUUUAAUGAUAGGAAGAAAAGGACCAUAAUCCCUUCCCCUACAGCCAGGGGCCUAUUGAUUCACCUUUUGCCGGGUUAUUCACCUCCUCGUAAACCAGCAGAACCAGGCCUGGGUGUCCACGGGUUAAGAUAGGCUUCCCUUGGUCCCUCCUAAGCACACUUUCUGCUUCCUCUUUUAACUGAAGCUGGAAACAUUCCCGCACAUGAUUUCUCCAUGUCAUUGUGAACUUAAGGAUAAUAAAUUUGAUAGCGUCUUUCUCUUUA